AUGGUGUUUUUUGGUGGUAGACGGCUUAGGAUUUGGACUAGCACACUGCAGCGAACAAUUCUGACAGCAAGUCACAUACCUGGAUUCCCCAAGAUACAAUGGCGUGCCCUGGAUGAGAUAUAUGCUGGAGUCUGUGAUGGAAUGACAUAUGAAGAAAUAAAGAAGAACAUGCCAGACGAGUACGAGGCACGCAAGAAAGAUAAGCUGAGGUAUAGGUAUCCUCGUGGGGAAUCUUAUCUUGAUGUUAUCCAAAGGCUAGAGCCCGUCAUUAUAGAACUCGAACGACAACGAGCACCUGUUGUGGUGAUAGCUCACCAGGCAGUAUUGAGGGCAUUGUACGCUUAUUUUGCGGAUAGGCCUCUGAAAGAAAUUCCGCACAUUGAGAUACCGCUUCAUACUAUAAUAGAGAUACAAAUGGGAGUUACAGGUGUACAGGAGAAAAGAUACAAACUCAUGGACUAAACAUGCUCUAGCACGAGAUUUUGUUUUUGGUUUGCAAGUCUUGAAAGUGCUGGAAAUUCUUCCAUUCUUUUUGACUUUCCUCCAUUAACAAAGAUGUAACAUCAACAUAAAUAUGUCAAGCUGUAUCUACAAUAAUCAUUCAUCUAAAAAGUUUUCCAAUUGUUCAUGCAUUAUUUAUCUUAUUGCUCUUUCAAAGUGUCCACUUCCUGUCGUUUCAUGAGACAAAUGACUUUCCCGAGGGGAAUGCACGUCUAUUGUGCAUUCCACUUGUGGCUAUUGUUGUGUGAAUCUUUCUCAGUUUUAAGCUGUCCAUUCAAAAGAAAAGUGAAAAAGAUAUAAUAGCAAGUACUGAGUUACAUCAUUGUCUUUAGUUUUUAUAA
Molecule: messenger RNA, 842 nt
Organism: Morus notabilis
Lineage: Eukaryota; Viridiplantae; Streptophyta; Magnoliopsida; Rosales; Moraceae
Product: 6-phosphofructo-2-kinase/fructose-2,6-bisphosphatase
Exons: 7
Coding region: 1-462 (153 amino acids)
Biological process (GO): fructose 2,6-bisphosphate metabolic process
Cellular component (GO): cytosol
Molecular function (GO): 6-phosphofructo-2-kinase activity; ATP binding; fructose-2,6-bisphosphate 2-phosphatase activity
Source: RefSeq, a predicted model, not a curated record